AACAGGAGGCCACAGCUUGUCCAAAAUGGCUGGCUAACGACCCUAAGUUUGCACUAGAAGAUGAUGCCUUUUUCAGGGACGAUUUUCUCUCUUGGCUCGUGUCUCGUGUGCUCUCUGUCUGCCUGUGUCCCUGAUCAUGCAUGUCCUGCAGUAUCCUUUAAUGAUUUAUCAGCAAGACUGUUGAAAGUUUAACUAUCCAAGAUGCCCGUCCCUCCCCCUCCAGCACCUCCACCGCCCCCGACAUUUGCACUGGCCAAUACAGAAAAGCCUACCUUGAAUAAGUCAGAGCAGGCUGGGAGAAAUGCUCUCCUCUCUGACAUCAGCAAAGGGAAGAAACUAAAGAAGACCGUCACCAAUGACAGAAGUGCACCGAUUUUGGACAAACCUAAAGGAGCUGGUGCUGGUGGCGCCGGUGGCUUUGGUGGUGGAGGUGGUGGCGGUGGAUUUGGUGGAGGCGGCGGUGGCAGUGGUGGCGGCGGUAGCGGUUUUGGAGGAGGCGGACCACCUGGUUUGGGAGGACUGUUCCAGGCUGGAAUGCCCAAGCUGAGAUCCACGGCCAACAGGGAUAAUGAUUCUGGAGGAACCCGACCGCCAAUUUUGCCACCUGGUGGAAGAUCCACAUCUGCCAAACCUUUUUCAUCCCCAAGUGGCCCAGGAAGGUUUCCAGUGCCUUCUCCAGGCCACAGAAGUGGUCCCCCAGAGCCUCAGAGGAACCGGAUGCCUCCUCCAAGGCCUGACGUGGGCUCAAAGCCUGAUAGUGUCCCCCCUCCAGUACCUAAUACGCCAAGGCCCAUUCAAUCAAGUCUGCACAACCGAGGCUCCCCACCAGUGCCUGGAGCACUCAGGCAGCCCAACCCUGGGCCUACUCCUCCCCCUUUCCCUGGAAACCGAGGUGCUGCCUUCGGAGGAGGCUCCUUACGCCAGACACCCUCAAGCUCCUCAUCACCCUUCUCCAACAGGCCUCCACUUCCCCCUACCCCAAGCAGGGCCUUAGAUGACAAGCCCCCUCCUCCACCUCCUCCAGUGGGCAACAGGCCCUCCCUCCACAGAGAAACCGGUCCACCUCCUCCUCCUCAGAACAACAAGCCUCCAGUGCCUUCCACCCCACGGCCUUCCUCCUCCUCACAGGCCCCACCUCCUCCACCACCACCUAGCAGGCCUGGCCCUCCUCCCAUGCCUCCGGGUUCCAGUGGCAAUGAUGAAAUCCCAAGGCUUCCACAGCGGAAUUUGUCCCUCACUGCAUCGACACCACCCGUACCUUCACCAGGACGUUCAGGCCCUCUUCCACCUCCACCUAGUGAGAGACCCCCUCCUCCAGUGAGGGACCCACCAGGCAGAUCAGGCCCCCUCCCUCCACCUCCUCCAAUAAGCAGGAAUGGCAGCACAUCUCGGGCCCUGCCUGCCACUCCUCAGCUGCCGUCCAGGAGUGGACUAGAUAGCCCCAGAAGUGGAGCCAGGCCUCCUCUUCCUCCCGAUCGGCCUGGUGCUGGGGCACCUCCCCCACCUCCCCCAUCCACAUCAAUUAGAAAUGGCUUCCAAGACUCAUCUUGUGAAGAUGAGUGGGAAAGCAGAUUCUACUUCCAUCCAAUUUCUGAUUUGCCUCCUCCAGAGCCAUAUGUACCAACGACCAAAAGUUAUCCCAGUAAAUUAGCAAGAAAUGAAAGCCGGAGUAAGUAUUUCUGCAAGGGCAUUUGGUAGAUUCCAUCUUUAAUGUAGUGAGUGGGCUGUGUGCCAUGGGUAGUACAGGAAUUCCAGGCCUCUUGCCUGGAAUGGGCAGAAAACCCCAUUCAAAACCAUAUAUAUUCUGGUCCACUCCCCUUCUACACACAAUAAGGAAAUGGGAGAUAUCCAGAAUAUAUAGGAGAAAUGGUUAUUUUAAUAUGUCAUUAUCAGCUGGCAAUACC
This is a messenger RNA of Orycteropus afer afer, 1904 nucleotides long. NCBI's taxonomy places the organism in Eukaryota, Metazoa, Chordata, Mammalia, Tubulidentata, Orycteropodidae. The record is from RefSeq and is a predicted model, not a curated record.